AGGGAAGAAGGAACAUUAGAGCUUGUCCUUAUCAUGAAUGCUUUUGGCCUGAUACAAAUUGGCCUCAUGCUGUCAAGCACCACCAUCAUCUCCAGUCUUCAGUGCAACCACCUCCCUUUGCAGCAAAGAAAAGUGAUAGAGAACAGCCUGCGACUCUUGGAUAAAAUGGGAAAAGAGUUUCCCCAGCAAUGUCUAAGAGAGAAAAUGUCCUUCAGAUUUCCUACACAGGUUCUGCAACCCAGGCAGAAAGAGACUGUUGGAGUUGCUAUUGAAGAGAUCUUCCAACAUAUCUUCUAUAUCUUUAGCAAAAAUCUGACUCUAGCUGCUUGGAAUGGAACAGUACUGGAUCAGUUUCAAAAUGGACUUUAUCUGCAAAUUGAGCAAUUGGAGGCAUGUGUAAUCGAAAAGCACACCCAACACUGUCGGAGUAAAGAAGUCAGCAGGCUGAAAUUGAAAAAGUACUUCCAAAAAAUAGAUUGUUUUCUUAAAGAUAAACAAUACAACCUGUGCUCUUGGGAGAUCAGCCGUGCAGAAAUGAGGAGAUGUCUCCAAUUGAUUGAUAAGGUGACAAGGAAGCUUAAAAACUAA
Messenger RNA from Pyrgilauda ruficollis (rufous-necked snowfinch), 588 nucleotides. Its product is annotated as interferon kappa-like. The transcript has a single exon. Gene Ontology annotation, biological process: T cell activation involved in immune response; positive regulation of peptidyl-serine phosphorylation of STAT protein; response to exogenous dsRNA. Gene Ontology annotation, cellular component: extracellular region. Gene Ontology annotation, molecular function: cytokine activity; type I interferon receptor binding. The coding region runs from base 34 to 588 and encodes 184 amino acids. NCBI's taxonomy places the organism in Eukaryota, Metazoa, Chordata, Aves, Passeriformes, Passeridae. The record is from RefSeq and is a predicted model, not a curated record.